This is a messenger RNA of Ambispora leptoticha, 126 nucleotides long. The record is from the annotation of a GenBank genome assembly. Lineage: Eukaryota; Fungi; Glomeromycota; Glomeromycetes; Archaeosporales; Ambisporaceae.
AUGUCGCCUAAUGAAUCGUUUGAACCCAUUCUGUCGGGAAAUCCACGUUGUAAAGUCGAAGCUUCUUCAUUUAAUGCUGAUGUAGAAACUUCUAUUUCUUCAAGUAGCUUAUCUAUUUCUUCGUAA